AUGUUCAGUGAGUUCUCGCUCUCAGUUACCUUGACAACUUGGCUCUUGUUACUUCUUGCGCUUACUGCUGUUUGCGUUCAAGGCUCAUUGAAAACGAAACGUUAUUAUCCAACUCCAAAUCCUAAUGAUUUACCAUAUUAUGGUUAUCCAUUCAGUUUUAAUACCAGCACUGAAUUGUUUAAAGUCUAUACAUAUGAAGGCCCUACAUGUAGUAAGGACUAUUUGAUCAGCAUGGAAACUCAACCUCUCUACCAACCAUCUCAAUCAUGCCUUCAAGUGAGUCCAGGUGUCUAUCAACAAUCACAUUGUACCUAUGCAAACUUUAUUCUUAGGGAGGAAUGUGAUGAAGAAUGUAAGGUGUGUGCAAAGAUGACAACUCUCCCUCUUCAACAAUGUACUCCAACAGGUGAUGGUCAUGCAGUCAUUAGAAUGUGUGGUGUUCUUCCAAGAGAGAGACCACCUAAAAUGUUGUGGAAACUUCAACAUGAAGAGAAUGGUAAAACAUCAUCAUGCAUUCAUAAUAAGGUCAUUAAGGUCAAUGGAACAGUCAUAAAGAAGAAAAAACCUAUUUGGAUACCAAGAGGUUUGAGAGGUAAAAUUGAAGAUGAUGUUUCGUGUGACAUUAGAGAUUACAAUGAUGGAAAGAAUACUGGAAAGAUUGGAAUUUGUAAAGGAAAUCUUGAAUAUGAAUGUUCUUAA
Naegleria gruberi is the source of this 699-nucleotide messenger RNA. RefSeq lists its product as uncharacterized. The transcript has 2 exons. Bases 1 to 699 code for a protein of 232 amino acids. Lineage: Eukaryota; Heterolobosea; Eutetramitea; Acrasida; Naegleriidae. The record is from RefSeq and is a predicted model, not a curated record.